This is a messenger RNA of Tinamus guttatus (white-throated tinamou), 1365 nucleotides long. NCBI's taxonomy places the organism in Eukaryota, Metazoa, Chordata, Aves, Tinamiformes, Tinamidae. The record is from RefSeq and is a predicted model, not a curated record.
GCGGAGACCUUCGUCGGGGACCAGGUGCUGCGCGUGGUCCCCGGCGGCGCGGCCGAGCUGCGGAGCCUGCGGGAGCCGCAGGAGCUCGAGCACCUGCAGCUGGACUUCUGGCUGCCGCCGCGGGGCCCCGGGGCGCCCGUGGACGUGCGCGUGCCCUUCCGCAGCCUGCAGCCCGUCAAAGCCCACCUGGAGGCCCACGGCGUGCCCUACUCCAUCAUGAUCGAGGACGUGCAGCUGGACUUCUGGCUGCCGCCGCGGGGCCCCGGGGCGCCCGUGGAUGUGCGCGUGCCCUUCCGCAGCCUGCAGCCCGUCAAAGCCCACCUGGAGGCCCAUGGCGUGCCCUACUCCAUCAUGAUCGAGGACGUGCAGGUGAGCGGCGCCGCCGCCUGUGCCCGGCGCUGGUGGGCCCGCGCGCGGCAGCCGACGCGCCGGCGGCUCCUGCCCGCGUCCACCACCACCUUCAACUACGCUGCCUACCACGACCUGGAUGAGAUCUACGCCUUCAUGGACCUGCUGGUGGCCGAGAACCCCAGCCUGGUCAUGAAGGUGGAGAUCGGCCGCUCCACCGAGGACCGCCCCAUCUACGUGCUCAAGGUGAGGUGGCGGGACAGGACCCGGGCCCCGGUGUCCCCCGCAAAGCGAGACCUUUGCUGCUCCAAAACCACCCCCAAAACGCUCGCCCCAAGCUUUGCUUCAACCGCGUUGCACGAGAGCGAUGAAGUCUUGGCCUCCGUCCUCGAGGAGAUGGACAUUUUUCUGGAGAUUGUCACCAACCCCGAUGGUUUCGUCUUCACCCACACCAAGAACCGGCUGUGGCGGAAGACCCGGUCCACGCGCUCGGGUUCCCUCUGCGUCGGCGUUGACCCCAACCGCAACUGGGACGCGGGGCAGGGCAGGUCGGGCUCCAGCGGGAACCCCUGCUCGGAGACGUACCGUGGGCCCUACGCCAACUCGGAGCCCGAGGUGAAGGCCAUCGUGGACUUCGUGACGGAGCACGGCAACAUCAAGGCCUUCAUCUCCAUCCACAGCUACUCGCAGCUCCUGCUCUACCCCUACGGCUAAACGACGACCCCCGCCCCCCACCAGGAGGAGCACCAGGUUGCUGAAAAGGCCGUCGCGGCUCUGUCUUCCGCCUACGGGACGAAGUUCAAGUACGGCAGCAUCAUCACGACCAUCUACGAGGCGAGCGGAGGAACCAUCGACUGGACCUACAACCAGGGCAUCAAGUACUCCUUCACCUUCGAGCUGCGCGACACGGGCCGCUACGGCUUCCUGCUGCCCGCCAGCCAGAUCCUGCCCACGGCGCAGGAGACGUGGCUGGCGCUGCGCGUCAUCAUGCAGCACGCGCGCGACCACCCCUACUGA